GUCAUUCUCAAAGUCAUCAAAGAUAUUCUCAUAUCCUCAAAGUUAAUCUCUAAGGGUCAUCACCAGGUCAUCACCAGGUCACCACCUGAUCACCACCAGGUUACCACAAGGUCACAACCAGGUCACCAUCAGGUCACCACAAGGUCACCACCAGGUCACCACCAGGUCACCACCAGGUUACCACCAGGUCACCACCAGGUUACCACCAGGUCACCACCAGGUCAUCACCAGGUC
This is a messenger RNA of Procambarus clarkii (red swamp crayfish), 234 nucleotides long. The record is from RefSeq and is a predicted model, not a curated record. NCBI's taxonomy places the organism in Eukaryota, Metazoa, Arthropoda, Malacostraca, Decapoda, Cambaridae.